Molecule: messenger RNA, 354 nt
Organism: Ilex paraguariensis (yerba mate)
Lineage: Eukaryota; Viridiplantae; Streptophyta; Magnoliopsida; Aquifoliales; Aquifoliaceae
Source: the annotation of a GenBank genome assembly
AUGCAAGUCUGUGUACUAUGCUAUCAACCAUCAAUGUGGAACGGAGGGCCAUCACCACUGGUUCCGUGUCUCGUGGUGGCGGUCCUCAGCCUGGUGGUCUUUGGUGAAACCAUACAGUAUGUGGCAGACUGGGUGACGCAGCUAUUUGAGAUGGCAGCUGAAGAUUUCACAAUGCUGCUUCUUCCCCUUUUAAUUCUGUUGCUAAUUCACUUUCUCAACAAGUUCUUUCCAACGCUGAACGUUUUUUCUGCUGCAAAUCAGCAGAGCAGUAGCUCUGGUCAUGAUGCUGAGGGGCUCGGGUUUGGAUCUUUACUUCUAUUUUUGGCUUUCAUUUUUCUGUGCAAUGUUUUGUGA